UCCCCGACCUCCGUCAGAAAUGGGGAACGUGCAGUCGGAGCCGUCCGCGGGCGGGGGCUCCCGAAAAGAGCAGGCCUCGGACCGCUCCUCUGACUCCCGCCGGACGUCCCUGGUGGAGCCCGAGGUGACCCCCUCCUCCCCGGCCAUGCGCCUGGCUCGCGGGCUGGGCGUCUGGUUCCCUGGCAGCUCCGCGCACCCGGGAAUCCUGGUACCCCCGGAGCCCCAGGCCUUAGAACUGCCCUCGCCAGCGACGCCCCUUUCAGAGGCGGCGGCUGCGGCCGCGAUCCCCACACAACCCCCGCCCCCCGUGGGGCCCCUGCUGCCCGCGCCGUCUAAGUGGCGAAAACCCAUGGGCACUCCGGUGCCUCGGGUCCGCGGUCUGCUGGAGGCGAGCCAUCGCGGCCAGGGCGAUCCUCCGAGCCUCCGUCCGCUGCCGCCGCCGCCCCGGCAACUACCUGGAGAGGACCCCAACUCCGUCCCGAGGGCCCCUUCCCCUACUCCGCCACGCUUGGAGCCGCGGAAGCCGCCACCACCGCCACCUUCCGACCGGCAGCACCCGGACCACAGAAUCACUCCUGCUCUGGCCACAGGCGCCACACCCCCCGCAGAAAGCCAGGUCGGGUACUGCGGCCAGGGCCAGACGGCCGGCGGAGCCCGCAGGGGGGCCCUUCCCCAAGCGGGCGAGGGCGAGACGGCCCGGCCUGCGGUGUCCGAGUCCGGCCUGAGCCUGCUGUGCAAAGUCACCUUCAAGUCGGGGCCCAUGUUGGCCCCUCCGGCAGCCUCGAGUUCCCUGGCGGCAGCCUCGAGUUCCCUGGCGGCCAAAGCCUCGCUGGGGGGCGGCGGAGGACUCUUCGCUGCCGCCCCGGGUUCCAUCUCUUACGCUGAGGUCCUGAAGCAGGGGCCCCUGGCUCCCGGGGCCGCGCGACCCUCGGGCGAGGUCCCUCGGGGGACUCAGGAAGCAGAAGGCGGUGAUGGAGACGGCGAGGGGUGUUCUGGACCCCCCUCGGCGCCUGUGUCCCACGCCAGGGCCCUACCGCCGCCACCCUACACCACUUUUCCAGGCUCGAAGCCCAAAUUUGACUGGGUGAGCCCUCCCGACGUCCCUGAGCGCCACUUCCGCUUCAACGGAGCCGGUGGCGGUGUCGGGGUGCCCCGACGGCGCGCGGCCGCGCUCUCAGGGCCCUGGGGCUCCCCACCGCCUCCGCCAGGACACACGCACCCAGCCCCCGGGCCCCGGAGGCCCGCACCGGCCCUGCUGGCGCCGCCUAUGUUCAUCUUCCCGGCGCCCACCAACGGCGAGCAAGAGAGCCCCGGGCCCGGACGCCCACAGGAGUUGCCGCCCCCGCCGCCGCCCCCGCCGCCGCCCGCGCCGCCGCCGACACCGCAGCCGCGGGUGCUCCAGUCCACGCCGCUCCCCGUGGCCCGCCCUCCCACCCCACACCCGGGCCACUCGAAGUCGGCUCUGGCCCCCGCCCCAGCUCCCACUCUGCCCCUUGCCUUGGCUGCCGACCAGGCCCCCGCCCCGGCCCCGGCCCCGGCCCCCGCCCCGGCCCCGGCCAUGGCUCCGGCCCCCACCCCGCCACCGCUGCCCGCGCCCGCACCCAUCAAGGCCCGCACGCGCAGGAGCAAGGGCCCCCGCGCAGCCCGAGGCGCGACCCGUGAGGACGGCGCACCCGGAGACGGUCCUCGCGAACGUACUGCAGCUACCGUGACUGACAGUGGCGAUGGAGGGGGUGGUGGCGGCGGGGCUCCUCCAGUGGGGAUGGUUAAUGCGGGCACCAGGCGCCACUGGCCGCCCUUCCAGGUGCUUAACUCUUGUCCCUGCAAGUGUUACUGCCGCCACCAGCCACGUCAUCGCCGUCUACCACGCAACGUGUCUGCCUGGCUGAGCACGCCCACCAACCACCUGAGUGAGCCACCCUGGGUUGCCACCAUCAAGCUGGCCGGCUCCCUGGUGGCCGGGCUGGAGCACUACGACUUGCAGGCCACCCAUUCCAACUGAGUGCAGUCUGCUCAGCGCCCCCUGCCUCCCCCUUGACAAUAAAAUAACCAUCCAGAUGUCUA
Canis lupus familiaris (dog) is the source of this 2064-nucleotide messenger RNA. It is a transcript of the gene GGN, whose product is annotated as gametogenetin. Gene Ontology annotation, molecular function: ubiquitin protein ligase binding. Bases 20 to 2002 code for a protein of 660 amino acids. Gene Ontology annotation, biological process: gamete generation; double-strand break repair. The record is from RefSeq and is a predicted model, not a curated record. Lineage: Eukaryota; Metazoa; Chordata; Mammalia; Carnivora; Canidae. The transcript is spliced from 3 exons.